CAUGGCCAGAUACAAUAAUGAAAACGAUAGCGGUAAAAUAGACCCUACAGCAAUAGCAUCUGAGCUAAAAUCAAAUAUCAAACAAGACAUUAUUAAAGAACUCUUACAUGGAUCAUUUCAAGAUAAUAAAACAAAGCUGGGUAACGAUGCUCUGACCCUGGUGGUGGAAAUAGCAAAGUGUCUGGUUACUGAGACUUGCCUGAGAGCUUCAAGUGAAGCUUUACGUGAUGGCAGUGACACAGUUGAUUUUGAACAUGUUGAAAAGUGUCUGCCGCAACUGAUGUUGGAUUUCCCAUAGUUUUCUAUUUAGCUGACAGGAUAAGGACACUAGAUUAUAUCAACACUAUUAUCAACGUAUGAGUCUAUCUAUUAUCCCCCAUCUUAUAUUUUUAUGACAAAUAGCUUUACAUUAGAAUAUUAAUAGAUAUUAAACAAAAACUUUUCAACAAUUAAUAUUUACAAAUAGCAAAGUUAAUUAUAUUAAUCUGUAACCAAUCUACCAAACAUUAAAUA
Molecule: messenger RNA, 513 nt
Organism: Nymphalis io (European peacock)
Lineage: Eukaryota; Metazoa; Arthropoda; Insecta; Lepidoptera; Nymphalidae
Gene: MHF2
Product: centromere protein X-like
Exons: 3
Coding region: 2-298 (98 amino acids)
Biological process (GO): DNA repair; resolution of meiotic recombination intermediates; kinetochore assembly
Cellular component (GO): Fanconi anaemia nuclear complex; FANCM-MHF complex
Molecular function (GO): protein heterodimerization activity
Source: RefSeq, a predicted model, not a curated record